Molecule: messenger RNA, 498 nt
Organism: Penicillium verrucosum
Lineage: Eukaryota; Fungi; Ascomycota; Eurotiomycetes; Eurotiales; Aspergillaceae
Exons: 3
Coding region: 1-498 (165 amino acids)
Source: RefSeq, a predicted model, not a curated record
AUGUUUCGCAGUGCUUUUCGGCCCUUCUCUUCCUUACGCUACACCAGAGGUGCUCGUACCGCACGAUAUUUUCAUCGUGUCACAACAGAUUUCAUUACCUAUAAUGCGAGAGGAAAUCUAGUUACUAGGAAGGUGCCUAUCAUUAUUGGCAAUCCGGGAGAAACUUACGUUUUGAUUGAGAUAGGGGUUGGCAGUGCACUCCGUGCUGCUAGUCCCUUUAUAUCAACUUCUGCAGCUAGUACUGAAGAUAGAUGUAAACUUACGUUUUUCCACGAUUCGCAACACUUUGGUUUUGGAUCAUCGAGUUAUCCCCGCCUCUAUAUCCCAAGCCAAAUCCCUCGCCAGACAGAGUUAAAUACAAGCCCGGCAACUUUGUUCUUAGACGGAAAAAUGCACGAGAUAGUUCUGGAUGGAACACCUGAUGCAAUUUUCGCGGAGCACGCAAGCGCUACUGGACGGAACCUAGCAACCGUACUCGACCAGCUGAAGGAUAUGUGA